AGCGGAGCCCCCAAGCCGGCCGCCUCAGGCAAGCAGGGCAACGUGCUGCCGCUGUGGGGGAACGAGAAGACCAUGAACCUGAACCCCAUGAUCCUCACGAACAUCCUCUCGUCGCCCUACUUCAAGGUGCAGCUCUAUGAGCUCAAGACUUACCAUGAGGUGGUGGACGAGAUCUACUUCAAGGUUACACAUGUUGAACCGUGGGAAAAGGGGAGCAGAAAAACAGCAGGCCAGACAGGGAUGUGUGGAGGGGUGCGUGGUGUUGGAACUGGAGGAAUUGUGUCUACUGCCUUUUGUCUGCUCUACAAAUUAUUUACACUGAAACUCACGCGUAAGCAAGUGAUGGGCCUUAUAACUCAUACAGACUCUCCAUAUAUUAGGGCUCUUGGAUUUAUGUAUAUUAGGUACACACAACCACCUACAGAUCUAUGGGACUGGUUUGAAUCCUUUCUUGAUGAUGAAGAGGACCUGGAUGUGAAGGCAGGCGGGGGUUGCAUUAUGACCAUCGGGGAGAUGCUUCGUUCCUUCCUCACUAAGCUUGAAUGGUUUUCCACGUUGUUUCCAAGAAUUCCCGUGCCAGUCCAGAAAACCAUUGACCAGCAAAUCAAAAGCAGACCUAGAAAAAUCAAGAAAGAUGGCAAGGAGGGAAUGGAGGAAAUAGAUCGGCAUGUGGAACGUAGACGUUCAAGGUCUCCAAGACGAUCCAUCAGUCCCAGGAGAUCUCCCAGAAGAUCCAGAAGCAGAAGUCAUCAUCGGGAAGGCCAUGGAUCAUCUAGUUUUGAUAGAGAACUAGAAAGAGAAAGAGAACGGCAGAGGUUAGAGCGUGAAGCUAAGGAGCGAGAAAAAGAAAGGCGGAGAUCUCGAAGUACCGAUCGCACGCUAGAACGGAGGCGAAGCAGAAGCAGGGAUAGAUACAGAAGCCGUAGUCGAAGUCGUGACAGGAAAGGAGAUAGAAGAGACAGGGACAGGGAGCGAGAGAAGGAAAAUGAGCGGAGCCGGAAAAAAGAGAGAGAUUAUGAUAAGGAAAGAGGUAGUGAGAGGGAAAAAGAUCGAUCUAGAGAAAGAUCAAAAGAGAGGAAAAGUAAGGGCGAUACAGAAGAGAGAAGACACAAGGAUGACAAAGAUGACAAGAAACACCGGGAUGACAAGAGGGAUUCCAAAAAGGAAAGAAAACAUAGCCGAAGUCGAAGCCGGGAAAGGAAGCAUAGGAGUAGGAGCCGAAGUAAGAACACAGGUAAGCGCAGCAGAAGCAGGAGCAAAGAGAAAUCGAGUAAGCAUAAAAAUGAAAGUAAAGAGAAGUCAAAUAAACGAAGUAGAAGCAGAAGCAGAGGCAGAACAGAUAGUGUUGAGAAGUCCAGAAAACGAGACCAGAGUCCCAGCAAAGAAAAAUCCAGAAAGCGUAGCAGAAGCAAAGAACGUUCCCACAGACACGAUCACAGCGACAGCAAGGACCAUUCGGACAAACACGAUCGCCGAAGGAGCCAAAGUACGGAACGAGAGAGCCAAGAAAAGCAGCAUAAAAACAAAGAUGAGACUGUGUGAACUCUUUCAGAAGUGGAUCACAUUGAAUCCUAUAAAUGUUUGAUUAAAUCCUGCUUAUUUUUUCUUAAAGUUGAGAUUGUGCAGUAGUUGAUGAGCACUCUUCUCCAACCUCCCUCUAGGCUGCAGAUCGUCAUUUCCUAUUUUGGGUAGGGAAGUGCCUUUGUAAACCCAUUCAAUGCAUUGACGGUUUCGAACCAUUUGUUUAGUUUAAUUCGUAAUGCAGAGAUUGUACUUGCAUUUUUAUUGUUCAGAUGUUUCUGAAAUGUACAGUCUGUACAUAUGUCCUGAAAAUGUUUUAAUUCCUUUGGCAUGGUUGCCAUGUUGGUUAAAUUUGUAUGAGGCAAUAAACUGCCACUAAUUCUA
Messenger RNA from Leptosomus discolor (cuckoo roller), 1905 nucleotides. It is a transcript of the gene PRPF38B, whose product is annotated as pre-mRNA processing factor 38B. The record is from RefSeq and is a predicted model, not a curated record. Lineage: Eukaryota; Metazoa; Chordata; Aves; Leptosomiformes; Leptosomidae.